This is a messenger RNA of Tachyglossus aculeatus (Australian echidna), 1994 nucleotides long. It is a transcript of the gene KLHL10, whose product is annotated as kelch like family member 10. The transcript has 5 exons. The record is from RefSeq and is a predicted model, not a curated record. The coding region runs from base 73 to 1902 and encodes 609 amino acids. Gene Ontology annotation, molecular function: protein binding. NCBI's taxonomy places the organism in Eukaryota, Metazoa, Chordata, Mammalia, Monotremata, Tachyglossidae.
GGCGGAGAGGACACAGGCAGCUGGCGACAGGCCCCCCUCCCCUCCACUCGGCCCCACUGACCGCUGGCGACCAUGGAGCUGGAGGGCCCCAAGGGCACCUCCACCCGCUUCCACCAGCCGCACAUGGAGAGGAAGAUGAGCGCCAUGACGUGCGAGAUCUUCAAUGAACUCCGGCUGGAGGGGAAGCUGUGCGACGUGGUCAUCAAGGUCAACGGGUUGGAGUUCAACGCCCACAAGAACAUCCUGUGUAGCUGCAGUUCCUACUUCAGAGCUCUGUUCACCAGCGGCUGGAACACCACGGAAAAGAGGGUUUACAACAUUCCCGGAGUCCCCCCGGACAUGAUGAAGCUGAUCAUCGAGUACGCCUACACCCGCACGGUGCCCAUCACCCCGGACAACGUGGAACGCCUGCUGGCCGCCGCAGACCAGUUCAACAUCAUGGGCAUCGUGCGCGGCUGCUGCGAGUUCCUCAAGUCGGAGCUCUGCCUGGACAACUGCAUCGGCAUCUGCAAGUUCACCGACUACUACUACUGCCCGGAGCUGCGCCAGAAGGCCUACAUGUUCAUCCUGCACAACUUCGAGGAGAUGGUCAAGGUUUCGGCCGAGUACCUGGACCUGUCCGUGACGGAGCUGCGGGACAUCAUCGAGAGGGACGAGCUCAACGUCAAACAGGAGGACGCCGUGUUCGAGGCCAUCUUGAAGUGGAUCGCCCACGACCCCCUCAACAGGAAACAGCACAUUUCCGUCUUGCUGCCCAAGGUGCGGCUGGCCCUGAUGCACGCGGAAUACUUCAUGAACAACGUCAAGAUGAACGACUACGUGAAGGACAGCGAGGAGUGCAAGCCGGUCAUCAUCAACGCCCUCAAGGCCAUGUACGACCUGAACAUGAACGGCCCCUCCAACUCGGACUUCACCAACCCGCUGUCCCGGCCGCGGCUGCCCUACGCCAUCCUGUUCGCCAUCGGCGGCUGGAGCGGCGGGAGCCCCACCAACGCCAUCGAGGCCUACGACGCGCGGGCGGACCGCUGGGUCAACGUCACCUGCGAGGAGGAGAGCCCGCGGGCCUACCACGGCGCCGCCUUCCUCAAGGGCUUCGUCUACAUCAUCGGGGGCUUCGACAGCGUCGACUACUUCAACAGCGUGAAGAGGUUCGACCCCGUCAGGAAGUCCUGGCACCAGGUGGCCCCCAUGCACUCCCGCCGCUGCUACGUCAGCGUGACCGUCCUCAGCGACUUCAUCUACGCCAUGGGCGGCUUCGACGGCUACGUGCGCCUCAACACGGCCGAGCGCUACGAGCCCGAGACCAACCAGUGGACCCUCAUCGCCCCGAUGCACGAACAGCGGAGCGACGCCAGUGCCACCACGCUCUACGGCAAGGUGUACAUCUGCGGGGGCUUCAACGGAAACGAGUGCCUGUUCACGGCCGAGGUGUACAGCACGGAGAGCAAUCAGUGGACGGUCAUCGCUCCCAUGCGCAGCAGGAGGAGCGGGAUCGGCGUGGUGGCCUACGGGGAGCACGUCUACGCGGUGGGGGGCUUCGAUGGCGCCAACCGGCUGCGGAGCGCCGAGGCCUACAGUCCCGUGGCCAACACGUGGCGCCCCAUCCCCACCAUGUUCAACCCGCGCAGCAACUUCGGCAUCGAGGUGGUGGACGACCUCCUGUUCGUGGUGGGCGGCUUCAACGGCUUCACGACCACCUUCAACGUGGAGUGCUACGACGAGAAGACCGACGAGUGGUACGACGCCCACGACAUGAGCAUCUACCGCAGCGCGCUCAGCUGCUGCGUGGUGCCGGGCCUGGCCAACGUGGGCGAGUACGCCGCCCGCCGUGACCACUUCCCGGGCCUGGCCCUGCGGGACGAGGUCAAGUUCUCUGCCUCGACGAGCACCCUGCCCGUCUGAACCCCGCCCGCCUGUCCGGUAGGGAAUAAAGAGUCUAAGCAAUAAGGGUUAAUGCUUUUUUUUCUCCAAUAAACACACUACUUGAACCUUAA